AUGACAAGAGGCAAUCGUACCACAGUGACAGAAUUUGUCCUCAUGGGAUUCACAGACAGACCUGAGCUUCAGCUCCCACUCUUUAUGGUGUUUCUGCUCAUUUAUCUCAUCACCCUAGUGGGAAACCUUGGCAUGAUCCUGCUCAUCAAGGCCGAUUCGCGGCUCCACACACCCAUGUACUAUUUCCUCAGUCACCUGGCAUUCAUUGAUCUUUGUUACUCAUCUUCUAUUGGGCCCAAGAUGCUGCAAAAUUUACUGGUGAAGAAAAAAACUAUUUCAUUCUCAGGCUGUUUUGCUCAGCUGUACUUCUCCAGUGCUUUUGCCACUACUGAAUGCUUCCUGUUGGCCACCAUGGCCUAUGACCGCUACAUGGCGAUCUGCAGCCCCCUGCUUUACACAGCCAUUAUGACACAGCGGGUCUGCAAGGAAUUGGUGGUAGGAGUCUAUACCUACGGCUUCCUAAACUCUGUGAUACAGACAGUUCUGACUUUCCAGUUGUCUUUCUGUGACUCCAAUGUCAUCCACCACUUCUACUGUGCUGACCCCCCUCUCCUUGCCCUCUCCUGUUCUGAUACCCACAACAAAGAAAAGCAUCUCUUUAUCUUCUCUGCAGUGAACCUCACUGGAUCCCUCCUGACUGUCCUCAUCUCCUACAUCUGCAUCCUCUUUUCCAUCUUAAAAGUCCAGUCCUCCGAGGGCAAAUGCAAAGCGUUUUCCACCUGUGCCUCCCACCUCACUGUGGUCACCAUCUUCUAUGGAACACUGUUUUUCAUGUACCUGCGGCAACCUACAACCGGGAAUUCAUGGAGGCAAAACAAAGUGGUCUCUGUGUUUUAUAGUCUGGUGAUUCCCAUGCUUAACCCUCUGAUCUACAGCCUGCGGAAUACAGAAGUAAAGGAUAGCCUGAAAAAAAUGCUGGAGGGUAAAGAGUCAUAG
Messenger RNA from Otolemur garnettii (small-eared galago), 936 nucleotides. Its product is annotated as olfactory receptor 1030-like. Gene Ontology annotation, molecular function: olfactory receptor activity; G protein-coupled receptor activity; odorant binding. The record is from RefSeq and is a predicted model, not a curated record. Lineage: Eukaryota; Metazoa; Chordata; Mammalia; Primates; Galagidae. Gene Ontology annotation, cellular component: membrane. Gene Ontology annotation, biological process: G protein-coupled receptor signaling pathway; sensory perception of smell. The transcript has a single exon. Bases 1 to 936 code for a protein of 311 amino acids.